This is a messenger RNA of Myodes glareolus (Bank vole), 1930 nucleotides long. NCBI's taxonomy places the organism in Eukaryota, Metazoa, Chordata, Mammalia, Rodentia, Cricetidae. The record is from RefSeq and is a predicted model, not a curated record.
UGACAGAUCGCUCGGCUGCGGCGGAAGCGCCGAGUGCGUAGUCUCAGGGUCCUCAUCAUGGUUCCUGGGUUGCCGCUCCCGCCGGAGAUCCAGCUGGCGCAGCGCCUGGCCGGCAAUGAGCAGGUGACGCGGGACCGCGCGUUGCGGAAGCUGCGGAAGUACAUCAUGGCCAGGUCGCAGCGGGCCACAGGGGGUUUCACUCCAGUGGAGCUGUUGAAGAUAUGGAAAGGGCUGUUUUACUGCCUGUGGAUGCAGGACAAGCCGCUCCAGCAGGAAGAACUAGGAAGGACCAUUUCCCAGCUCAUCCAUGCUUUUCAGACCACAGAGGCGCAGCACCUGUUCCUGCGGGCGUUCUGGCAGACCAUGAUCCGAGAGUGGGUGGGCAUCGACCGACUGCGCCUGGACAAGUUCUACCUGCUCAUGAGGCUGGUCCUGCGUGAGUCACUGACGACCGUGAAAACCCACGGAUGGGAAGAAAGACAGAUCGAGCAGCUGAUGGAGUUGCUCACCACUGAGGUACUGAACCCUGACAGCCAGGCCCCCAAUGGGGUGAAGAGCCACUUUCUUGAGAUCUUCCUGGAGGAGCUGACCAAAGUGGGCGCUGCAGAGCUCACCGCAGACCAGAAUCUACAGUUCAUCGACCACUUCUGCCAGAUAGCAGCCCACACAAAGGACUCCCUAGUUCUGCAUAAGAUCACUCGGUGCAUCCUCGAGACGAUUGUGGAACAGGCUCCCUUGGCCAUUGAAGACAUAAUGAAUGAACUGGACACACAGAGUGGGAAGAGUGAAGCAUCAGAUGGUGGUGAGAGCGAAGUGUCAGAUGGUGGUGAGAGCGAAGCGUCAGAUGGUGGUGAGAGCGAAGCAUCAGAUGGUGGUGGGGAGUCCUCAGAGGAUGAGCAAGAUCUGCAAGACACACCACCCAAGAGUCUACAUGCAGGCUCCGUACAGAGGGCUGACCCUGAGGCAGACAAGGAGCAGGUGUUGGAUGACGAGGACAGCACUGGCCCUGUCCUCCAGUUUGACUACGAGGCCAUUGCUAACAGACUGUUCAAGCUUGCCAGUGGAGAGAGCACCCCGUCUCAGAACAGGAAGCGCCUCUACAAAGUGAUCCAAAAGUUGCGGGACCUGGCUGGAGGCACUUUCCCAGAUGAUGAUGUCCCUGAAAAAGCCUACAAGAAACUGCUGGAAGGGAGGCGGGAGCGGAAGAAGAAGAGAAAGAAACGUUUGUCCACGCCACAGCCCCAGAAUGAGAAAGGAGAAAGUGAGACAGAAGCCUCAAGUUCAGACCUGAGCCCAGGGAUGAAGAGGAAGAGGAGCAGGAGGAAUGAGAAGACUGGCCAAAGAGGGCCUCCUGGGAAGAGGAGGAAGCCUGGUGCUAGAGCAAAGGGGGCUGGUGUCCAACAGCCAGCGAGGAAGAAGAAACGGCCCUUGCAGAGCGAGAAGUGAGGUCAUGGCCCAAGCUGGCCAUUCUCCUUGUUGGCACCUGGUUGUUGGGACAGGAUACCUGGGCAUGCUCCUGUAGCCUCUGAGUGCCGAGACUCUGAGCUUCCUGUAGGGAAGGGACAGGAUACCUGGGCAUGCUCCUGUAGCCUCUGAGUGCUGAGACUCUGAGCUUCCUGUAGGGAAGGGACAGGAGCAGUAUGAAGAAGACUUCCUCUAGUACUGGCCUUCAGAAAUGCUCCUGCCUCAGAACCAUUGCCUACAUACCAUAAACUCACUCCUAAGACUCAAAGUUUUCCCUGUACUGUGUGCAGUGAAGGCCACACCUAAUCCUAGCCAGAGGCCAGGGGUCUAGAGUUUGAGUCCAGCCUGGGUCCCAGAGGCCUCCCUCUCCCAAAAUAAGAAAAACGAAACCAAAUAACUCCAUCUGUGUGGGUACUGUCACCUCUGCCCUGUGCUGCCCACAAAUAAACUAUGGGUCCUCAAAGCA